GACAAUGCCGUCCAUUCUUCAUUUCGGCGCCAACCGCCAACGUGAUUACCAUAUUUUAAUAAAUAAUUAGUUUGGUUUGGUUUGGUUUGACCAUUAAUCAUUUCGACCUGGGCACGAUGUAGAAGGUGCACCUCGUUUGAAGACAUGGAAAAGAACCACAAAAUGGUAAUUUUUAUAGAUUUUUUCUUCAAACGAUAUGAAUCGAUCUCCUUCAACGGCUGUGAAGCUCAAAAUGUUACCUAUUUUGAGUUUCAACAGCGGUUUCUGGAGAUGGAAACUUAUCAAUUGCUGAGAUAUUUCGUGUCGAAACGACGAGCCGGCGUUCGAGUCUUUUCCUCCGAAGAAGUUUACGACCUGGAAGUAUUGUGUUAGGUAGUAGUGGCCGUGGGGCUUUAGCAAGGGGUGGACAAUCUUCUGCUACGACUGCAGCAGAACUCUCUGCGACAGGAGAAGGAAACGAGGAAAGGGCAUCUUCUCGGUCUCCGGAAGCUGUCGCAGGGAUUGUUAGAUUUUAUUUUACACAAUAAUACCUAUACUGCUUACAAUGUAAAUUACUGCAUUUUUUUAGCUUGAGUGGUAUGUGACGCCGCUUACGUUUACAAAAACAAAAAACGUUAUUUUCUCUUCGUAGCAAUAGUCUCUGGUUUAUUUUAACUUUCCUAAACUAACCCUAACCGUCCCCCGUCCCGCAGUUCCGCCACUCGCCCUCGAAAUCGAGUGUUAGGUUAGGAGCAUAGGUGGAUCGUUAGUAGGGAUGUUCGAUUUAAAUCGAUUCUUCAGAAAAUCGAUCUUUUGAAAUGCGAUUUCUGAUUUUUGGAAUUGAUUAAUCCAAAACCGUUUUUUACUUUUUUUUUUUAAUUAAGAAGCAAACGCAGGUUCUUUACUCUAACAAAACGUAUCUUCAAAACCAAACUAAAAUGACCGAUCAAAGUACUACAACUGCGAUGGAAACUGACCAAAGUAAUAAUGAUCUUAUAGUCAACCCAGACACAUUGCAAGAGCUGCCCACAGCAAGACGAUCAAGAGCCAACUUGAAUGAGGAUCAGAAAGAAAAGGUGUUAAACUUCCUGGUUACAUUCGCUGAAGAAAUCUAUAAUAUGAUAAGGAUGCAAACACCAGCUGCUGACGCUUCAUAUAUAGGUCUUGGAAUGCAGGUCACCGCCAUAGUCUUCCAUACCUUCAACAUCAAGAGGCAAAGUACAUACGGGAGAACUGCUAACCAAUUGGCAAAAAUGGGUCAAGCUAGGGAAUUCAGCUUGAAUUUUUUAGGAACCAGCUGCUCUUUAAAAGACAUAGAAUUGGAAAAGAAGAUGGUAGAGAUUGCAACAAUUUUUGGACUACUCUUCAGACAAUACAGAGCAGGAGAUGCAGAAAAUUGGUAUUCUACAGCGGCUCCUUACUUAGACUUUUUCUCUGGAUAUAGACAUAGACUAGGAGAACUUAGGAGCGGUCACACCAAUAUGCCAGUUAGAAAAGCUAACGGGAUCAUAACAUCCUUUCCAGUUGCCUCAUACGGAAUCACUGCGCUCAUCACAUUCUAAUGGAGGGGUGUACUUUCCCACCGGAACAGAGAAGUUCAAUGCCUCAAUCCCUUGGAGCGGGAACUGUAUUGCUCUGUCACAUAAUGAUCUGAGGAAAUAUCUUAAGAAAUGGACUACAGCUGCUAAGAGGUCGAUGUCCCACAUCCCCAUGAUUGACGAAAUACUUGAGGCAUUGAAGGGGAAAACUGCAAGUGAACUCAGCGGCCUUGUUACGGCUAUCAUGGAUAUCUUGUUAGUAACCACUUCAAGGCAAACACAUAGAAUGUUUUAUCCCCUUAAUAUUCUUGUAAAACUGAAGUCCAUAACAAAUCCCCCUACAGGUAAUAUAAGAAUAGGAGAUAGAGACACUGGUCUCACAGGUGUCCCCCAAAUGUUACGACUAAUGAACAUGUCAGGAUGCAACGGCUUCUAUGUAUAUAAGUUAAUUUCAAUGAUUCCCUGGAAAAUGGAGGGCAACUUCUCCUCAUCGCAAGCAAAGCAAAUAUUC
Messenger RNA from Sitophilus oryzae (rice weevil), 2028 nucleotides. RefSeq lists its product as uncharacterized. The transcript has 2 exons. The coding region runs from base 918 to 1541 and encodes 207 amino acids. NCBI's taxonomy places the organism in Eukaryota, Metazoa, Arthropoda, Insecta, Coleoptera, Curculionidae. The record is from RefSeq and is a predicted model, not a curated record.